AUGGACGGAAGAGCCAAGCAAAGUACAAUGCUGAGGAAUUCGUACCAAAAUGACAAGGCCAGCUGUGUUAACAUAAAAGUCAUUGUUCGGUGCAGACCCCUAAAUGAAAAGGAGAAAAAUGACGUGAACAACGAGGAGGUCGUCAAGAUAAAGGACAACGAAGUGAUCUUAACUCUGAAUAGGAACAACGAGAUUUAUGAGAAGAAGUACAGCUUCGACUAUGCCUGCGACAAGGACGUGGAUCAAAGAACGUUGUUUAAUAAUUAUGUCUUCAGAAUAGUCGAUGAGGUCCUCGAAGGGUUCAACUGCACGCUAUUCUGCUACGGACAGACGGGAACCGGGAAGACGUACACCAUGGAAGGGAAGAUCCUGGAUCACCUGAAGCACAACGAGAAUAAAAAGAUUGACCUGAACGACAGCAUGAAUAGCGACAUAAACUACUACUACGAGCUGUGUGACAGUGACGACACGGGGAUCAUUUUCCGCGUCGCGAAGAGGAUCUUCGACAUUUUAAAUCGCAGAAAGGAGUACAAAUCGACGAGGUUGCUAGGGGGGGACGACGAGGAGGAGACUUCGUGGCGCCGCAGUAGUUUCUCAAGCGAGGAAGAGGAAGUCCACACGAGAGUUGCAUCCCAGGCGAGGGUUCAAUCCCACGAAGACGUUGCAUCCAGCGCCCCUGUUCCUUCCCUAGGGGGGCCUGUUCCCCAUGGGGCCACCGAGCUGUCCCCGCCGAAGGGCCUCUCCAGACGUGGGUCGGCACGGAGAAGCGAACUAUUCGAGUCCCCGCAGGAAAAAAGAGAAGGAAACAGCGCAGCGGAUAUAUAUAAUGUAGAGAAGAACUCCUACGACUUCGUCAUAAAAGUGAGCUACCUAGAAAUAUAUAACGAAGAAUUGUGCGACCUCCUCAGCACCUCCAGUGAGUCCAAUAAACUCAAGAUAUAUGAAGACACAACAAACAAAAACAAAGGAUUAAAUGUCGACAAGCUGGAGGAGAAGUGUAUAAAUUCAUUUGAAGAGAUUUAUUACCUAAUCUGUUCGGCUAUCAAGAAGAGAAGAACCGCGGAAACGUCAUACAAUAAAAAGUCAAGCCGAAGCCACUCCAUUUUCGCCAUCACGCUGAUCAUGAAGGAUCUCAACAGUGAUGGAGAGAGCAUUACGAAGAUUGGGAAGCUCAAUUUAGUGGACUUGGCUGGUAGCGAAAACGCAUUGAAGAGCUCCUAUGGCAAUUUAAAAGUUAGACAGCAGGAAAGUUGCAACAUAAAUCAGUCGUUGCUAACUCUGGGUCGAGUGAUUAAUGCUUUGAUUGAAAACUCGUCGUAUAUCCCAUACAGAGAUUCUAAGUUGACCCGUCUGUUACAGGACUCCCUAGGAGGAAAAACAAAAACGUUCAUCGUGGCAACCAUUUCUCCAUCUUCUCUCUGUAUUGACGAAACGUUGAGCACACUAGAUUAUGUCUUUCGAGCGAAGAACAUUAAAAACAGACCUGAGAUCAACGUGAAGACGACAAAGCAGUUAAAAAUAAAAGACUUAAACAACGAAAUAGAGAAGUUAAAAAAUGCACUAAAUUUAAGUCGCGAAAAACGAGGAGUCUAUCUCGACAAUGAGGAAUACAACAAUAUACAGAACAGGUUGAAGAAGAAUAGAGAAAUUUUACUACAGAAGGAAAAGAUCCUCUUUGAAAAAAGUAAAAAAAUUAAAACACUUCUCAACAAGAUGGACUACACAGAUGAUGUGCAGAAUCAGAUUGUGAACAUGAUGAAGGACGUCCUUUCAAAGUGUAGGAACAUCCAACUGAUUCACGACAUUUUGGUAAACAAGCUCUCCGAGGAGAAAUGCGUCACGAGGUUCCUCCUAUCAGAGUUCCACCACACCAAGGGGGAGUACCAACAGCACGUCAAUAUGCUCUCCCAGACGCAGAAGACAAUAUCAUCCUUAUUUCGAGAAAAGAUUUCUAACUUGAGAAGGAAGAAGAACCAAGAUUACUCCACCCUGAAUCAGGUUUGUAGCCUCAUCACGACCGUGCUUGGGAAGGCCAAGGGAGACAUGGUGCUGGGGAAACAGGGCAUCAUGAAAUCUCUGGACCACUUGGAGCAACUGAACGGAGAGGCGUUCCUGCGGGAGAAACACCUCCUCAAUUUUCUCCUCGACAAGGUAGACUCUAUGGAGAAGCAUGAUCGGAAUUAUUUUCUCCAGUUGGGGGAAAUCACGCGAGAGUUCCAAGCCUGCAAGGUGGACCUGGUCGAUGUAGCGAACAGGCAAAGCAGUGACCCCCUUUCGACUCAGCAGAGUGGUUGCCCCGCUUCUAAUCAACCGUGUGGUUCCCCCGACUCGCCGGAUUCAUUGGAGAAGACUCCCCAGCCGAAGUGCCCCCAAACAGUGGCCAUGCUAACCGCGCUGCGAGAUCUAGCGCAGUGCGAUGAAGCACGACAGGUACUGAGCGAAGUCGAGAGCUAUCACUCCACCCAAGGGAGCACAGUCAAGGAGACCAUCCAGAACAUGCAAAACGUUAGCCAGUUACUACAUCUAUAUUUAAAGUGUUCGUUUGAGAAGUUAAAAAAAGACAUGAAAAAAAAAGUAGAGAGACUGAAUGAAGAAUGGGAGAAGUUAACCAAUUUGGUGAAACAGCUACGAAGUGAUUAUGAAUCCUUCGAGUCCAGCUUAAACAAACGAAAAGAAAAAAUCCUGGAGACGUACACAACAAGCAUCAGGGAAGAUAUGAACCUUUUUGAGAGCCGAGUCAUGGAGGAAAUCAAAACAGUGAUCCAAAGAAAUGUCAAACAAAUGAAUGACACAGUCGAUAGGAAGCUACAUUUAUUGACUACCCAGCUACACGACGAAUCGAAAAGUAAAUUUAAAAAAAUGAUUACUCACUCGGUAGGUACCCUCGAGGCAUUUUUUCAGAAUCAUGAGAAACGAUCUGAUAAACAUCAUCAGGAUUGCCUGCAGUCCGCUGACCUGGUGCAGAAAAAAGUAAACUCCUAUUAUGAGAAUCUAGAUUGUGUCUUCACAGACGUGCACAGCCAGUUUGCCACUGAGCAAAGGAGAAUGGAGCGGAACGUGCAGAACAUUACAGACACGUACAGAAACGUUAUCCAGGGAAACAACGAAACUAUUGCGAAGAUAGCAAAGCUGCUUGAAGUCAAGACGUCGAAUAAUAAGAAAGAAAAAGAGGUGCUUUAUAGUGACCUCUCCAGAGAAGUUUUGCGAGAAAGGGACGAACUCGACGAUAGGAAGAAGCAGAUAAAAGAAUUCGCGGUGAGACACAUGGAAGAGGUUAACUUGUGUAAUGGAAACUAUGGGGAACACCUUAACAAAUGUGACUCGUACGCCGGCGAACUGCUACAACGAUUUCGCGAAAAUGAAGCUGACCACAAUGAAGCGGACCAAAAUGAUGAGUUCGCGGCGCUUCCCAGUUGGGAUACCCCCUUGAAGUGUGAAGGGAAGGACAUUGACGCGGAAAUUGAAAGGGUCCGCUCCCACGCCAGUGAAACCUUCGCCCACUUGGGUGAUGCAACAUCGGGUGAGGCCAAUAUGCCUGGCGUAGAUCCCCUCGGUAAUGCCUCCGAGACGACAGACCUACCGCCUAACUUUCGCCACCCCUAUGCCGAUCUGCACUACGGCCAGGUGAGGGAAGAGGUCCUCAAACAAAUCGAAGAUGUCUCCCUCCAGAAAAAUAUAAACUUUAAGUGCCUGUUUGAUAAAAUCGAUGAAAAUUUAAGCCUUAUUCUUAAUGAAAACAACUUUGGGAGACAUCGAGGUGGGAGCAUGGAGUUGUCCAGGGGAGACAGCAUUGGGGGUGGGGGCAUCAUCAUACCACCUCCUGCCUCUCGUCUUACAGCCCUUCCAGUAGUACCACCAUCCCUUUCCGUUUCUUCCCCUCAUGUGAAUGACGUCCUCCCUACAACCGGCCAUGGGAACUCCACUUCGUCCGCAGCCUCUGGGAACGUCAUGCGGAAAGGGACACCCCAUGAACAGAGUCAGAAAAAAGCAAGUGGCUUCUUCCCCACAGCUGAUGCAGAAGCAGAUUUGGACAAUGGAAGCUCGAAGAUGUUGUCAGAUUGCAACAGGAAGGAGAAGAAAACCAUUGAAGCUGUGCAGGGGCGGAAACUGUACCUCACGCCCAACGAAUUGAGGAAUCCCACUACGAAAAUAAAGCCUCUGGGGAAUAGCGUGGGGUCUAGAAAGACUUCUCCAGCCCCCAAGAGACUGAAGGAGGACGUUCACAAAGGCAGGGGAAUCAAGUUUCUUCGCAAGUCGCAGGAUUAG
Plasmodium inui San Antonio 1 is the source of this 4266-nucleotide messenger RNA. Its product is annotated as kinesin family member 11. Gene Ontology annotation, biological process: microtubule-based movement. The record is from RefSeq and is a predicted model, not a curated record. Gene Ontology annotation, molecular function: ATP binding; plus-end-directed microtubule motor activity; microtubule binding. Lineage: Eukaryota; Apicomplexa; Aconoidasida; Haemosporida; Plasmodiidae. The transcript has 2 exons. The coding region runs from base 1 to 4266 and encodes 1421 amino acids.